Orbicella faveolata is the source of this 1355-nucleotide messenger RNA. RefSeq names its product leukocyte cell-derived chemotaxin-2-like. NCBI's taxonomy places the organism in Eukaryota, Metazoa, Cnidaria, Anthozoa, Scleractinia, Merulinidae. The record is from RefSeq and is a predicted model, not a curated record.
UUGUAAAGCAAGGACUUACAAAUCUAACUGCUUACUCUUUCCAUGAUAACUUGCAGGUUAUAAACAAUGAAAACUCAAGGUUUUAUGGAUUUAUCCUUGAUGGUAAGGCGUAGCGUAUACGAUUUUAAGCGGAACUUUACUUAUGUCUUCCGGUGGCGCAUGGGAGCGGGUUUAAAAUGUAUGCGUAAAUAUGGCUGCUGUGUAUUGGUCUCGAGGCAAAAAUAUCGAUAUCGUGCAAGAAAAUAAGUUCAGAUGCUGCAUGUAUAUUGAGAAUGGGGCAGUCAAUCAUUAUUCGUAACAGUAUCAUAUUACCACGAAAAAAACACAUUCAAGUAGGGGCUAGUACUGUCUUUCAGCGACGUAACAGCACAUAAGCUUGUUAAAUAAAAAAAAAAUGCUAAAAAUAACGAAAAUUUUUUCCGAACAAGCUGAUAUAAGUGAGAGGCGCUAUAAAAACUGAAGAUUUAGGCUGCGUUCUCGCAAAUUUCGUCUGCGGUUGUAAGGAGGCGAUAAGUUUACUACAUUGACUGACUAUGAAGUUUUCGCUUGUUAUCGCUCUCGUGGUGGGAAUCAUUCAUUCUCAAGAAGUUCUCGGCUGUGGUGGUGGUCGUCGAGGUGGCCGUGGCGGUGGCCGUGGAGGUGGUGGUAGAGGCUCCCCACCUCCACCACCGCUGCCUCCACCACGCGGCGGCGGCGGUGUUGGUGGUGCAAGCAGAAGUAAAUGUUUUGCACAGAUCUGUAGCGGCAAUCCUACCAACCGAAUAAGAAGCGAUUCUCAAGGCGAUGGUGCUUAUUUAGCAAGAAGAGGUAGUCGCCGCCAUAGAGGUUACGACAUUGUAUGUUCUGCAGGGGCCAGUGUCUACGCACCUUUUCCCGCUAGAGAUAAGGGGGUGACCAGACCAUAUAGCCCUAAGUCAUCUCACUGGGGGGCAGUUUACAACACCGGUGUCUUCAUGGAAGGCACUGGAUCAUGGGCAGGCUACGAGGUCAAGAUGUGGUAUGUGAGCAAGGGAGUUAGGGAUCGUGUUAGCGUUUCUGCAGGAGAUUUCGUUGGUACCAUGGAAAACAGGGCUGCUGUGUCGCGUGGUAUGAUAAAUCAUGUUCACGUGCAACUUCAGAAGAAUGGCGUGAUAGUGAACCCCACACCUUAUAUUUGUUAAGGUUUUGCAGUCUACUCACUGGUGCAAAUGACAAAGCCUGGACAAGAGGAAAGACUCAGGACUCCAUAGUUUUUUGGUUAACAUACAUGUAGAACAAAUAACCAGGCGAAACUCUGCCGGUUAUGAAGAUCGAAUGCUUGUAGAAUUACAAAAGUGCUAUAGCAAAUCAAGGCAAUAAACGUAAGAUAAACUUGA